Hemisphaericaspora subhashii is the source of this 747-nucleotide messenger RNA. RefSeq lists its product as uncharacterized. The coding region runs from base 1 to 747 and encodes 248 amino acids. The transcript has 3 exons. NCBI's taxonomy places the organism in Eukaryota, Fungi, Ascomycota, Pichiomycetes, Serinales, Debaryomycetaceae. The record is from RefSeq and is a predicted model, not a curated record.
AUGUCGGGUAUCGCUCAAUUACCAUCAGAUGUUGCCUCAUCAUCACAAGCAGAAUCCAGAAAAGCGGAGGACUCUUUUAUGCAUGUUUCUAAAGAACAUAUAUAUGCGGAUGCAAAGACGAUAACCGCCGAUCUUCAAAAUCCAGAUAAAUCAAACUCUGACAUAACGUUUCAUACAUUUUUACCCCUUAAUAAACCGAAAAGACCCACAACCAUUAUUAAACGAAUCCCUCCACUUAGUAUGCAAUUAUUCAAUGAAGAUAUAGAAGGCCAAGAUAGAUUAUACAAAUACUUUUUCCCAGAUGAAGCGGUUGAAGACCUUUCAAGUGAUCAAUGGGAAAAAAUUAUGACUUAUGAUGAAGUUAACGCCUUUGUUAAUUCAAUUAACCUCCACUAUUCAUGGAAUCAGGAUUCACGGAGUAAGCUAAUAUAUUUAUUUUGUAGUAGAGGGAAGUCCAAACACAAAGCUCAGAAAGCUUGCAAAAUAAAUUGUCCUGCAAGAGUUAACAUCAUGCGUUUGGACGAUGGGACAUUGAGGGUAGUACAUAACUCGAAACACAGUCAUUCCUUUUAUGAUCAGGAAUUUCCUUCACCAAUAAGAAAAAACUAUCAUGCAGAAAGUCGGAAAGGUCUUGAUGAUAUGCUUGUUACAUUGAAGAAACAAAAGAUAUUGGCGGAAGAGACCAGCGCCCGUAUUGUUGCUAAGAUUACGAAGCACCAACGAGAAUUGGAUGAUCUUCGUAAAUAG